UUUUCUCUUGUUUUGUGCUGUUUUUCUUUCUUUUCUUGUCCGUCGUCUUCAUCAAAAUAAUACGAUAAGAUAAGAUGUUAUGGAAACUGGGAUAGGAUUAAACGCCCAGAAAAAACAUCGAAGACAGAUUAACACGUGACCGCAAUAAAUACGUGUCGUGCCGUUGUUGCUUUCCAGUCUCCACAACGACAAAACUCUCAGCAUAUUCCAGUUUUUAUUUAUUUUCUUUUUUUAAUCUAAGAAUUAUUGACUUCUUCAUCUUGUUACACUCCCACUCGAGUCCACUUCUUCUUCUUCUUCCCUCUGUUGCAGGUCUAGCUUUUGUGUUUGCAGAGUUCAGAAAUGGCGGAAAUAGGGAAGAUAAAGCUCCACUCCGGGUGGCUCGCCGCGAGAUCCACCGAUGUGGAAAUCGGUGGGACUCAGCUCACUACCACUCACCCUCCUACUGGUCCCACCUCGCCCUGGAUGGAGGCGGUUGUGCCGGGAACUGUAUUGGGAACACUAGUGAAGAAUAAAGUUGUGCCAGAUCCAUUCUAUGGGUUGGAAAACGAGACAAUCAUAGAUAUAGCUGAUUCUGGGAGAGAGCACUACACAUUCUGGUUUUUCACAACUUUCCAAUGCAAGCUGUCAGGGAAUCAGCACCUGGAUCUGAAUUUUCGUGCAAUCAAUUACUCCGCAGAAGUAUAUUUAAACGGGCACAGAAUGGUCCUGCCAAGAGGAAUGUUUCGAAGACAUAAUCUUGAUGUUACUGAUAUUCUGCAUCCAGACGGUCAAAAUUUUCUGGCUGUUCUGGUCUUCCCUCCAGAUCAUCCUGGAACAAUCCCAACUGAGGGUGGGCAAGGAGGAGACCAUGAGAUCGGAAAAGAUGUUGCCACACAAUAUGUCGAGGGCUGGGAUUGGAUUGCUCCUAUAAGGGAUAGGAACACUGGCAUAUGGGAUGAAGUUUCCAUUGCAGUCACUGGGCCCGUAAAAAUAAUUGAUCCCCACUUGGUUUCAACCUUGUUUGAUGAUUACAAGCGGGUAUAUUUGUAUGCUACAACAGAAUUAAAGAAUAAAAGUUCCUGGGUUGCAAGUUGUUCUCUAAAUAUCCAAGUGACAGCUGAACUCGAGGGAAACAUUUGCUUAGUAGAGCAUCUUCAGACUCAACAUCUGUCGGUUCCACCUGGAGCACAUGUGCAGUAUACCUUUCCUGAGCUUUUUUUCUACAAGCCCAAUUUAUGGUGGCCAAAUGGUAUGGGGAAGCAAUCCCUUUACAAUGUGACAAUUACUGUUGACGUAGAGGGAUAUGGAGAAUCUGAUUCAUGGAGCCAUCAUUUCGGAUUCCGCAAAAUUGAGUCUCAUAUAGAUCGUGCCACUGGUGGAAGGUUGUUCAAGGUGAAUGGGGAGCCUAUUUUUAUACGUGGUGGAAAUUGGAUAUUAUCAGAUGGUUUACUGCGGCUUUCUGAUACUCGUUACAGAACAGACAUCAAGUUUCAUGCCGAUAUGAAUUUAAACAUGAUCCGUUGUUGGGGUGGUGGUUUGGCUGAGAGGCCUGAGUUUUAUCAUUAUUGUGAUAUUUAUGGAUUGCUCGUAUGGCAAGAAUUUUGGAUUACAGGAGAUGUUGAUGGAAGAGGUGUUCCCGUAUCAAAUCCAAAUGGUCCUCUUGACCAUGAACUUUUUAUGCUAUGUGCGAGAGACACUGUCAAACUCCUGAGGAACCAUGCUAGCCUUGCUCUUUGGGUAGGAGGGAAUGAACAAAUCCCUCCUAAUGACAUCAAUAUGUCUUUGAAAAAUGAACUGAAACUUCAUCCAGAUUUUAUGAAUGCCAAUGAAACUGAAAAUACCAUGGACAACUUAUCCGUCACUUGGGUGAAUCCUAGCCAAUAUCUUGAUGGUACACGAAUUUACAUCCAAGGAUCUAUGUGGGACGGCUUCGCAAAUGGAAAAGGGGACUUCACUGAUGGCCCUUAUGAAAUCCAGUAUCCUGAAAGCUUCUUUAAUGAUGAUUUUUACCGUUAUGGAUUUAAUCCCGAAGUUGGUUCCGUGGGGAUGCCAGUUGCAGCUACCAUUAGAGCCACCAUGCCUCCCGAAGGAUGGCAAAUCCCAAUAUUUAAGAAGCUCCCCAAUGGUUAUAUUGAAGAAAUUCCAAACCCCAUAUGGACGUACCAUAAAUAUAUUCCUUAUUCCAAACCAGGCAAGGUUCAUGAUCAGAUUUUGCUCUAUGGGGACCCAACGGAUCUUGAUGACUUUUGUUUGAAGGCCCAACUUGUGAAUUACAUUCAAUAUAGAGCUCUUCUGGAGGGGUGGACUUCUCGUAUGUGGAAAAAAUUUACAGGUGUUUUAAUUUGGAAGACUCAGAAUCCUUGGACGGGUCUUAGGGGUCAGUUUUAUGAUCAUCUUCUCGACCAAACAGCAGGCUUUUAUGGUGUUCGCUGUGCUGCAGAGCCCAUCCACAUCCAGCUUAAUCUUGCUUCAUAUUUUAUUGAGGUGGUUAAUACUACGUCCGAGGAAUUAUCUAAUGUAGCAAUAGAAGUAUCUGUUUGGGACCUGGAAGGAACAUGUCCAUAUUACAAAGUUCACGAAAAGAUCUCUAUCCCACAGAAGAAAACAGUACCUAUUGCUGAGAUGAAGUAUCCGAAGUCCAAGAAUCCCAAGCCAGUCUACUUUCUUCUCCUCAAACUGUACCAUAUGUCAGAUUAUCGUAUCAUAUCGAGGAACUUUUACUGGUUGCAUCUGCCAGGUGGAGAUUACAAGCUUUUAGAGCCAUACAGGAAGAAGAGAGUACCCCUCAAGAUAGCAUCAAAUAUUCUUAUUAAAGGGUCUACUUAUGAAAUUGAAAUGCGCGUGGAGAAUACAUCCAAGAAACCAGAUUCACGGGGUUCGAGCAUAACCUAUAAGAAUAAUUACAUUGCUAGACCCGGUGAUGGAGAUUUUGAUAUGACCACAGUAGAACCUGUAGAUAGUGGAAUGGAGGAAAAAAGUGGAGCUGGUUUAUUUCAGAGGAUCUUCAGACAUUUUUCAAAGGAAACUAGCAGAUUGAGAGUUGCUGAAAUAAAUGGAGCAGAUGUAGGAGUUGCUUUCUUCCUUCAUUUCUCUGUGCAUGCUGCUAAGACAGACUACAAGGAAGGAGAAGACCCAAGAAUUCUCCCUGUUCAUUAUUCUGACAACUAUUUUUCUCUUGUCCCGGGUGAGGUUAUGCCCAUCAAAAUCUCUUUUGAUGUUCCCCCAGGUGUUGCCCCACGCGUAACACUCAAGGGCUGGAAUUACAACGGCGUGCAUGCAGUCAUUUGAGCACCAUAUAUGGAUACUCCAAUUUUUGUUUCUUGACCAUGCACCUAUCCGAUUCAUGAUCAAAGUUUCAGGUUGAUUCUCGACACUAGAGGUGGAUCGAAACUCCCAGCAGCAAUGGGAUGGAAAGUCAGUUUCUAUGUGCCUAUCUAUAUUUAUUUAUUUCUGGCAAAUGUGGAACCAGACAUCCUAAUAUUUGGUUAGGUUGUACAGAGCCUCUUACAGGGAAGUACAUUUCUUGCUUUAAGAUUUGAGUGGGUGGCUAAUGGCUAUGCAGCCAGACAAAACUUCAGGGGUUUGAUGGCAUAUUACUAUUCAUUUUUUUUGUUUGUUCACUGUAACAUUAAUAAUCAAAUGUUCUUAGUGGUACCGGAAUGGAAAUAAAUCCUGCAUUUCCAAUUAAA
This is a messenger RNA of Tripterygium wilfordii, 3671 nucleotides long. RefSeq names its product mannosylglycoprotein endo-beta-mannosidase-like. Bases 343 to 3270 code for a protein of 975 amino acids. The record is from RefSeq and is a predicted model, not a curated record. Gene Ontology annotation, molecular function: hydrolase activity, hydrolyzing O-glycosyl compounds. The transcript has 11 exons. NCBI's taxonomy places the organism in Eukaryota, Viridiplantae, Streptophyta, Magnoliopsida, Celastrales, Celastraceae. Gene Ontology annotation, biological process: carbohydrate metabolic process.